This is a messenger RNA of Exserohilum turcica Et28A, 654 nucleotides long. RefSeq lists its product as uncharacterized. The transcript has 3 exons. Gene Ontology annotation, cellular component: large ribosomal subunit. NCBI's taxonomy places the organism in Eukaryota, Fungi, Ascomycota, Dothideomycetes, Pleosporales, Pleosporaceae. Gene Ontology annotation, molecular function: structural constituent of ribosome; RNA binding. Gene Ontology annotation, biological process: translation. The coding region runs from base 1 to 654 and encodes 217 amino acids. The record is from RefSeq and is a predicted model, not a curated record.
AUGUCGAAAAUCUCUGUCGCCGGCGUUCGUACGAACGUUCAACAGCUCCUUGAGUACUCCAACGAGACCAAGAAGAGGAACUUCCUCGAGACGGUCGAACUCCAGAUCGGCCUCAAGAACUACGACCCCCAGCGUGACAAGCGUUUCUCUGGAACCAUCAAGCUGCCUACGCUUCCCCGUCCUCGCAUGAGCAUCUGCGUUCUCGGUGACCAGCACGACAUUGACCGUGCCAAGCACCAUGGUGUCGAUGCCAUGAGCACUGAUGACUUGAAGAAGCUCAACAAGAACAAGAAGCUCAUCAAGAAGCUCGCCAAGAAGUACGACGCCUUCGUGGCCUCGGACGCCCUCAUCAAGCAGAUUCCCCGUCUCCUCGGCCCCGGUCUCUCCAAGGCCGGAAAGUUCCCCACGCCCGUUUCGCACGCUGAGGACCUUGCCAACAAGAUGAACGAGGUCAAGUCGACCAUCAAGUUCCAGCUGAAGAAGGUUCUGUGCAUGGGUGUCGCUAUCGGCAACGUUGGCAUGACUGAGGACGAGCUGAUUGGCAACAUCAUGUUGGCCAUCAACUACCUUGUCUCUCUGCUGAAGAAGGGAUGGCAGAACGUGGGCUCCUUGACCAUCAAGGCCACCAUGAGCCCUCCCAAGCGUCUCUACUAG